This is a messenger RNA of Histoplasma mississippiense, 642 nucleotides long. RefSeq names its product cysteine dioxygenase. The transcript is spliced from 5 exons. The record is from RefSeq and is a predicted model, not a curated record. Gene Ontology annotation, biological process: L-cysteine catabolic process. Bases 1 to 642 code for a protein of 213 amino acids. NCBI's taxonomy places the organism in Eukaryota, Fungi, Ascomycota, Eurotiomycetes, Onygenales, Ajellomycetaceae. Gene Ontology annotation, molecular function: cysteine dioxygenase activity; ferrous iron binding.
AUGCCAUAUCUCGAGAAGAGCGAGUCCUCUCCGGACCCCACCCCGAUCGAUGCCUUCCACUGCUUGGUACAAGAUAUCAAUAAGGUCCUUGGUCCCAGUUCGGGACUAGACUCGGACGACGUCGAUCCGAUGGAUAUCCAGAAGCUUAUGGAGGACUAUACUUCGAACGAGAGCGAAUGGGAACGGUAUGCCUUUGGUGACGCUGGCAGGGCGUAUACGAGGAACCUGGUCGAUGAGGGCAAUGGCAAAUGUAAUCUGCUUAUCCUGGUGUGGAGCCCUGGAAAGGGAAGCGCUAUUCAUGACCAUGCCAACGCCCAUUGUGUUAUGAAGGUGCUAAAAGGUUCUCUCCGAGAGACGUUAUAUGGGUGGCCAGAGUCGGACAAGGUACUGAAGGGGGAGCCAUCGCCCUUGACUGUCACCAGGGACAAGGUGUAUAAAGAAGGCCAAGUCACAUACAUGUCAGAUAAGCUGGGCUUGCAUAAAAUCUCCAAUCCCGAUCCGACAAAUUUUGCCAUUUCUCUGCAUCUCUACACGCCACCAAACGCUGCACAUUACGGGUUUUCCCUCUUUGACGAGAAGACGGGCAAGUCGCGCCACGUCAAGCAAUCCGUGCUCUUCUCCAGGAAAGGACAUAAACUAUGA